Messenger RNA from Zingiber officinale, 956 nucleotides. RefSeq lists its product as uncharacterized. The transcript is spliced from 4 exons. Bases 266 to 853 code for a protein of 195 amino acids. The record is from RefSeq and is a predicted model, not a curated record. NCBI's taxonomy places the organism in Eukaryota, Viridiplantae, Streptophyta, Magnoliopsida, Zingiberales, Zingiberaceae.
CGAACAGCAAUCUCACAUCCCAGGUAAACACAAGGAUUGCUUCACUUGCCAAUUGGUUUGGUUCUUGUAGUGAAUAUGUGCUUUACUUGAUCAUUGUGGUAGGAGGAACCAAUUUCUCGAGAAACAGUGCAAAGAUGAAGAUUCUUAUCUUGCUGAUCAGUUUAAUGCUAAAAGAUAUGGUUCAGAAAGCACUUACCCUAACACCAACUCGUCGCGGGAAGGAAAUCAUAGCACAAUUGGUUCAUGGGAUGAAAGAAAUUUGUGUAUGGCAGACUUGUUACCUUCGAACGGUUGGCACGGUGAGGUGCACCAGCCCUCCGGUUCGCGGAGACAAUGGACAGUCAGAAGGCAACCAAUGUGUGCUGGAUUCUUUCAGAAAUUUGCAGAUAAUGCCGAAAUGAUUGAGCUUUAUGAAAGGAGAAGAGUCUCGGAUUCCCUUGAUAGUGACUUUUGCAAUGAGUUAAACACGAUGGUCUUAUCAUUGUUAGAGAUGCAAAGGAAACGAACUUUUGCUCAAGAUGAUAUUUCAAAUGAUGAAGAUCAUCCAUUUUGGCAAAAAAUGGAGGAGUGUAGUAACAAUUCUGAGAGUGUUGUUGAUAUCUUCUCAUCAUGUUCAACUGCUCAAAACCACACCAUGUGCCAGUCGGAAUGUCGGAAACAUGCUUCAUCCCCUCACCGAAAUGAUCUUGAAUAUACGGAUGAAUUAAGAGACGGUAUCGUGCAGAUACACGUAGAACUUCAGGAACUUCGCAAGUUAGUCGAGAGUUGUCUGAAGAAGCAAGUUGAACUGCAUGACUCUAUCAAGGAAGACAUUUUUGAUGCAAUUAGACAAUCAAUUCUUAUGCAGAUCUAACCGGGAGUAUCUUGAAUGGCUAUCUGCAACAAACAGGAACAAAAGGCAGAUGCUGUAUCUGUUUCGAUACUCCGCGAGUGAACUAGUUAGUGCAUAGAUAGGU